AAGGUGUGUAAGUGUGCAGCUCCUACCGAUGCUUGUUCCGUAGAACAACUCUAAUAAAAAUUAGCCCUUUUCCAUUCCGUUCUGACGUGCGGCGUGCCUUCGAAACAUCUGAUCGGAAGCAAGGACGAACUCCAUGGCUCUCGAUCCAGCCACUUUCGAAACCUUAACUCCAUCUCGCUUCAUCGCCUUCACCUUCCCCCACCCCUCACAGCCUGACUCCCUCCUCCGAGUGGCUGUCCUAGACGCACCAAUCCAACCCGCCGAUGCACCCCGAGUCGCCGCCAUGUUCGUCCCCGAGCACCGCGAAUCUGACUGGAUCUUCUCCACAGAGUCCGGUCACCUCCAGCUACUCCUUGGCUCUUCCGGAAUUUCCCGCUUAAUCCUCAUCGGAAACUGGCCCAUCAACGGUCAUUGUUCGCCGAUUAUUUACCACCGUGCGAUCAAUCACGAUUCCAACGGCCUCGAGGUGAGCUUGAAACCUCUUUUGCUCGCGUUGUCUCCUAAAUCUUUGUUUGAAAAUGGGAUUCCUGAGAUUCCCAUUUUGAGCUAUGAAGAUAACGUGAUUUGUCGCGUGGUAGUGGAACGUUGUGUUGGGUCUUUUGCUGGAGAAAUGUUGGUCGAGGAUGUGGAAAUUGAGAGUGGUAGUGACGUGGGCGAGUGUGUAAAGAGGGAAUUUCGGAGACGAUUGAGGUUCAAAAGGAUGCCGAAUUUGGUUCAAACGGAGAUACGUCUUGUUCCCUGGGCGGGUACUGAUUCAGGUCGUUUGGGGAUUGGGGAGGUUGAGUUCAGGCCUGAUAUUGAGGUUUUGGUGCAUCCUUACCUGGCUCCAAUGGUGGCGAGCAUUUCCUUGAUCAGUUCUUGUAUUGAGGAACGGAAUCAAAAUGGGUUUAGGCCGAAAGCUUUGUGCGUUGGUGUGGGCGGUGGGGCUCUGCUUGCUUUCCUCAAAACUCAAUUGGGUUUUGAUGUCGUCGGGGUGGAGGCUGAUGCAGAGGUUUUGAGGGUUGCACGGCAGUAUUUUGGUUUGGAUGAUACCGAGUCUAUCCAGCUUAUUGUUGGAGAUGCAACAAAUGUUAUGGAGAAGAUUGCAUAUAAUGCAAACGGGCACAAUUUGGGUUAUCUUGGCGUUCAUGAGGCUGAGAAUGGUAGUUAUUUGCGGGAUGGCAAUGAUCUCAACAACAAAUUCGAUAUCAUUAUGGUUGAUUUGGAUUCUAGUGAUGCUAACGAUGGUACAAUAUCUCCACCUUUGGAAUUUGUUCAGAAUCAUGCUCUUUUGGCUGCUAAAAUGCUUCUCUGUGAUUUUGGGAUUCUCGCCAUAAAUGUCAUUGCUCCAAGUCGGUCAUUCUAUGAGAAGUUGAUAGAUGAAUUUCGUGAGGUUUUUCACGAGCUGUACGAAAUAGACGUAGGAAAUGAAGAGAAUUUUGUUCUAGUUGCCACAAAGUCACCUACCAUCUCUUGCAUUAGCAAUUGUGAGAAUUCAUUUCUCAACAGACUGCGGUUGGUUACCUUGGGAGCAUACAUGGAUUCCAUAAGGAAGAUUUGAGGCCCAAAGGUCUAAGGAAGUUGAAGAAUAUAAUUAUCAGAGAUCAUAAGUCAAAGCAUGUUCCGAAGAAUGGUUUUGGGAGAGAAUGAUUCCAAAGCAUGUUUCAAAGCAUGAGUUCAAAGGGAUUUCAACUCGAGGCAAAAGCUUAAAAUCAGUGAAGAGCUCAUACCCUCCUGAUGGGAACCAGCUCGGUUUGAAGGGGAGGAUGAAGAACUAUAAUCUCCAGGCUAUAGUUUUAUGCCUUGCAAAUCCUAAGGGGAUUUGAUGACAAAUUUCAAAUCAGGCAUUUGCCCCCUAACGUUGAUUUACCACGUUAGUAAGCCUUCGUAGGACUGGUGGAAUGAUAAUGAGUAUAUACAAUAAAACCAAAAGGGAAGAAAAGAUAGAAAGUUUUAGAAUUCUGGUUUUUGAUUGAAUGAAUAUAAUGUAGAACCACAAAGGCAACUGCUAUGUGGGGGCCAAAUGAUCUUCCAAUGUUUUUCAGUGAGCCUUGGAAAGUUGGAAACGCCCCUCAUUCUUGCAAGCCAUGAAAUUUUUGCAGCAGUACCUCAUUAAUUCCAAACCUCAGCGAGUUUGUGGACGCAUUCCAUGAUUUAUCUAAAGGGGUUGCCAUCCUUUUGAUGCUGUGAAUUAUAGUAGCCAGAGUUCUCAUUGUGAAUCAUUCAGAGCUCGUGCCCUUAGAAGCUCUGAGAGGAAAAUAUAUUAUAGAUCUACUACUGAUGUUGCUCUGGAUUCCAUAACGACAAUGUCUACUUCAAAAAGGAGAAAAACAAUCCUGCUUUCUACCUUGCAUGUAUUGGUUACCCUCAGGUGAUUUACACAUGAUACUCCAUGAGACAGAUGGUCAACCUCGGCAAAUGCAAUUAGACACUUAAGAAUGUUCAUUCAGGAGAUCUAGACUCCCACCCAUGGCUCUGAUAAAAUGUGUUCUUUACCUCUAUGACUGAGUUCUGUAGUUUCUGGUGCAAGUAAAACCUAGCUCUGCUCAUGGUUUUGAACAAGAUUGUUGGAAACAUCGGACUGCCACAACAGUUUCCAACAUUUAUGUCCACUUCUGUUGUCAAAUUUUAAUGCUUAAAAAUCUCAUUUGCCAUGCGUCGUACUUUACUAUCC
This is a messenger RNA of Carya illinoinensis, 2653 nucleotides long. RefSeq names its product eEF1A lysine and N-terminal methyltransferase. The transcript is spliced from 2 exons. Lineage: Eukaryota; Viridiplantae; Streptophyta; Magnoliopsida; Fagales; Juglandaceae. The coding region runs from base 134 to 1540 and encodes 468 amino acids. The record is from RefSeq and is a predicted model, not a curated record.